AGCUCACUGUUGGAUUAUCUGUAUUUGCAGCAAGUAGUCAGUCCCAGUCAAUCACUAUUCUUAGCAGCUUUGCUAUUGGCUCCCAGCUUAACCAGUCAUAAAAUGACCAGAAUGUCUCGUCACACAAAGCAGCACCUGUGAGUUUCUCACACUCAAACUGCCUCCCUUAUAGCCUUCCACUUUAAAUACACGCUAUAUGACAUGAGUGUUUGGCUAGUCGAUGAAAAAUACCUCAAUCCUGAGCUAGCGUUCGCAGAUCUACAAAAAAACGUCAACUGGAACUACAGGCCAACAUUUGGACGUCACAUGUAUUGUAAUUUAAUAGCUUAUUGUUAACUGAAAAUGGGUUUGCGAGGCAUUGGCUUUCUUCUGCAGUGUUACCUGAUGUUGGCAGCAGCCAUGUAUUUUGAUCUCGGAGAGCAGGAGGAAAAAUGCAUCAUCGAGGAGAUUCCUGAAGACAUGCUGGUCACCGGUUAUUUCUUGUUGGAGCCUUGGGAUUUGAAGGCGUAUUCCCACUACCCUCAACUCGGCGUCACUGUGACAGUCAGAGACCCAAACCAUGAGGUUCUGAUGUCCAAACGCUACGGUAAAUUUAGUAAAUUCACCUUCACAGCUCACGCCUCUGGUCAGCACUACCUUUGCUUCCAAACCAACUCCACAAGGUUUGCUGUCUUUGCUGGAGAGAAGCUGAAGCUACAUUUGGACGUUCAGGUGGGAGAGCACUCGAUUAAUCCCAAAACCGACAAGACCAAAGACAACAUGGAGACUCUGGAGAACAGCCUCAGCCACCUCAUUGAUCAGAUGAUGUACAUCAUCAGGCAGCAGGAGUACCAGAGGGAGAAAGAGGAAGUGUUUCGUCAGAUCGGGGAGGACACCAACAGUAAAGUGCUAUGGUGGGCUGUUGUGCAGACCUUCAUUCUGCUGUCAGUUGGUUUCUGGCAGAUGAAACGACUCAAAGACUUCUUCAUCGCCAAGAAGCUGGUCUGAUGAUAAACUCUGACCUGUCAACUUUAAGCCUGAUGACCUUAUAGCAUGUCCUGCCCAUACCUGUCCAAAUAUAUACUUUUAAAAACAAUUUAUGACUAGAAUAAUUAUGGAUUACAGAGGAUGUGAGACAGUUAAAUAAAAAUCCACCAACACUGCUUUUAUAAUGUUGUUAGUGUACAAGAUAGAUAAUCUUGCCAAAACUACAAUAUUUCUAGAGGUUUUUCUUUCUUUUUAAAAUUCUUUUCCUUUUUCUCUUUCUAUUCUUCCACUCUGUUGCCCUUAAAACAGAAGGCUAUUGCAUAAGGUUGGAUUGUAAUCUUGAAUUGGGCUCAUAUUCCCACACCUGUUUAUGCUUCUGUUAAAAUAAAUUGAUAUCUGUA
Sander lucioperca (pikeperch) is the source of this 1367-nucleotide messenger RNA. RefSeq names its product transmembrane emp24 domain-containing protein 11. Gene Ontology annotation, cellular component: endoplasmic reticulum; endoplasmic reticulum-Golgi intermediate compartment; COPII-coated ER to Golgi transport vesicle. The coding region runs from base 343 to 987 and encodes 214 amino acids. The transcript is spliced from 5 exons. NCBI's taxonomy places the organism in Eukaryota, Metazoa, Chordata, Actinopteri, Perciformes, Percidae. The record is from RefSeq and is a predicted model, not a curated record. Gene Ontology annotation, biological process: endoplasmic reticulum to Golgi vesicle-mediated transport; intracellular protein transport; Golgi organization.